CGGCUGUGAUUGGCUGUCGUUCAUCACGUGUUCAUUCUGAAGAUGGCGUCUCCAAAUGGAGGUGACGAUUUUGAGAGCUCUUUGCUGAGUUUCGAGAAGUUGGACAGAGCGUCACCAGACCUGUGGCCGGAGCAGUUGCCUGGAGUUGCAGAAUUUGCUGCAUCUUGUAAAAAUCCCAUCAAUAAUUCACCCCGCAAAUGGAUGGCUGAGCUGGAGAGCGAGGACAUUGAGAUGUUGAAAGAGCUGGGUAGUCUCACCACAGCCAACCUGAUGGAGAAGGUCAAAGGACUUCAGAACCUCGCUUACCAGCUGGGUUUAGAGGAAUCCAGGGAAAUGACCAGGGGGAAGUUUCUAAACAUCUUGGAGAGGCCCAAGAAGUGACAUGUGUUUUACUGAAGCAACAGGAAAUGUGGGACCGCAAGGUGAAUCUGAUCCAUGUGCUUACCAAAAUGCAUCACAACACACUUCAAAUACUCUGCUCUCAGACCAUUAAAUGGAGUAAAAUUGCUAGAAUGAAUGGUUUGAGCUGAGGUCUUCUCUCAGUGACCCUGUUGUCCUCAUAGAUCGAUGCCUUUACAUUUACAGAAAAUGUAGAAUGAUUUAUUUCCUCUCAUCUCUUUUGCUGGUAGACCCGCCUUGAUGAAAUGUUCGUUAUUUAUUCUUAUUUCUAUUUUAAACAUGAUUUACAUUUUUUUUUUUUUUUUUUUUUUUUUUGCAAUUUGUGAAGUUGUAUAAUAAAGUUUU
Anoplopoma fimbria (sablefish) is the source of this 744-nucleotide messenger RNA. RefSeq names its product lin-52 DREAM MuvB core complex component (gene lin52). The transcript has 6 exons. The record is from RefSeq and is a predicted model, not a curated record. Gene Ontology annotation, biological process: regulation of DNA-templated transcription. Bases 43 to 381 code for a protein of 112 amino acids. NCBI's taxonomy places the organism in Eukaryota, Metazoa, Chordata, Actinopteri, Perciformes, Anoplopomatidae. Gene Ontology annotation, cellular component: DRM complex.